AGCCCGUUCUCGGACUGCGUGCGGUUGGCCUUCGUGCUGUGCUACCUCGUCGAGGUGCUGAGUGGGAUCGCCUCCCGCGCUGCCUGCUGCCCCAUCUCUGCUGGGGUCGGGCCCGGGCGGCGCGCGUGGCCAUGCAGCGGAGGCGACGCGGACCGCGGGGGGGCCGAGGCGCGGAGGCGAAGGUCGCCGAG
This is a messenger RNA of Prorocentrum cordatum, 191 nucleotides long. NCBI's taxonomy places the organism in Eukaryota, Dinophyceae, Prorocentrales, Prorocentraceae. The record is from the annotation of a GenBank genome assembly.